CAAAGGAGUCACAUCCACUCUGGCCCACACGGCAACUGCCGCAUUCAGCGGCCACGUCAUAAGCUCUGAUCACCGCUGCGAAACAUAACAUGUAAACUGAGGCGACAUCGUACACAGGGGAACAACAUAUUCCUGUCACCAACUCCCGCCAGUACAGAACGUUCUACAUAGAACAUGGCACUUUCGCGAACUAGACUCUAGUCACUUUGUCCAAGCAGUAAAGCUACCUGAGUACGCAGAGCUUCCAAGACACCGUGGAAUCGAGAGCAAUCUUUCGCUUUGGGACGCUUUGCAGCCAGAAGGUCCUCCCGCCAACCAGAAGAGCAGGCUCCAGCGGCAGGCGGGAUUUUUUAAGAAACCAAAGGAGAAGCCUCAUUCUCCUCCUUCCUCCUUCCUCCUCCUCCUCACCAUGGGAACACCAUUCAUAUCCCUCCUUGAGCCGACCCGGCUCGCCGACUACGACCGGCUGAAGCCCCACGACCAGCAGCCCGAGUGCGCGCACAUACCCAAGGUCUUCUGCGACGCCAUGGAGGUCCGCGAGGCGGUGUUUGUCCGGGAGCAAGGGGUCCCGCUCGAGUACGAGCACGACAGCGACGACGCGCGGUCCUGCCACUGGGUCAUGUACGCCUCGGUCAACCGGACGACCCAGCAGCAGCAGCACGACCCGGCCACGGGGCAAGUCACGCAGCGCAAGCAGACCGAGACGGAUAGCGUGCCGAUCGGGACCAUGCGCGUCGUGCCGUUCCCGCACCCGCCGCACCCGCCGCACGGAGGGGUCUAUGUGGACAAUGAGCUCCAGAACGGCCGCGGGGCGAGUGGUGGGGAUAGUAACAGCAGCAGCGAUGGGAGCGCUGGGAGCGAGGAUGCCAAGACUAAAGACGGCUUCCAUGAGCAGCAGGCGGCGCUGCAGGUCGGCCAGGACCAAGAGACGACGUACCACGACGGCAAGGAGCCGUACGUCAAGAUAGGCCGGGUCGCGGUGGUCAAGGACUUCCGCGGACACAAUGUCUCUGCUCAGCUGUGGCGCGCGGCGAGGACGUGGCUCGAGCAGAACCCAUCAUACUUCAACCCAAGCGUCAGGGAGCUUGGUCUGGACCAGGUCGGCAUCUCCGGCACGGACGAGAUUCCUGAAUGGAAGGGGCUUGUGUGCUGCCAUGCCCAGGAGCAGGUUGUCAAGGUCUACGAGAGAUGGGGCUUCAAGGUGGAUGAAAAAAUGGGCAAGUGGACUGAGGAAGGCAUCCCGCAUGUUGGCAUGUUCAUGCGUGUGGACGUCAAGAAAGAGAAGCCGAUUAUAAUAUGACGUACAACACGUGUACUGGGUAUCGAUGAGGACUAGCAUUACUGGCGGCAUACAGGCAGAUAUUGUUGCCUCCCGAAGAGCUCAAGAAGGCUCAAGCAGAUUCUCAGACGUACAGUUGUGAACGACAUUCAUAAUCGAAACCCUUUAGACAGCUGCGAAGGAUGUCGCAGAUCUCGGUGCAUCAAGUCACAUAUCGAGGCGAUCCCCAGUGGUACGUUUUUUGAAUGAUUUCAUUUGCCAUUUCUUUUUGCCCAUUCCUCGAGCAGAGCCUUU
Molecule: messenger RNA, 1573 nt
Organism: Microdochium trichocladiopsis
Lineage: Eukaryota; Fungi; Ascomycota; Sordariomycetes; Xylariales; Microdochiaceae
Exons: 1
Coding region: 410-1300 (296 amino acids)
Source: RefSeq, a predicted model, not a curated record